CCGGGUAUGGUGUGAGAUAGCAGUGCCAAACUUCCUUUGCUAUGAUGAAUCUUCUUAUGUGUUUAUGCUGUGUGCUCCUGGAUCUGACAGCAGCCCAUAGCGGCGUGCUGGUGCAGGAUCGUAUAGUCGGUGGUCACACUGCUGCCCCAAACUCCAUCAAAUACAUUGUGUCAGUGCAGAGCGCCAAUGGCCAACACUUCUGUGGCGGAUCACUGGUUCACAGGUACUGGGUUCUGACCGCAGCGCACUGUAACAUAGGGACAGACAAGAUGAUGAUUGUGGCAGGCGACUACAAAGUGAAUCUCUUUGAGGGCACUGAGCAGUAUGCCAAACCCCAAAGGCUGGUCAUCCAUCCACUGUACAACAGAAGUACCAACAAUGCUGACAUCAUGCUCAUUAAGCUGCGGGCCCCCAUGGUCCUGAACAAAUUUGUGUCACUGGCGCCUCUUCCCAGACAGGGGACAGGCGUGGUUGAAGGCCACGCGUGUCAGGUGUCUGGAUGGGGCUACAACAAUUUGGGCGGAGGCCAGGUCCCAGUCACUCUCAGGACAGUCACAGUGCCCAUUGUGUCAACCGCAAGAUGUAACAGCAGCGACUCCUUCAGUGGAAACAUAACAACAAACAUGAUCUGCGCAGGCAACCGGGCUGGAGGAAAAGACGCAUGCAAGGGGGACUCUGGUGGGCCACUGGUGUGCAGAGGACAGGUCUAUGGUUUGGUGUCAUGGGGCAAUGGCUGUGGUAAUGCAAAGUUUCCUGGAGUCUACACGGCAGUAUCCAGAUUUCGCCGCUGGAUAGACCAAACCAUCUAUGGGUCAUAUCUGCGCUGUUCGAGAUACUAGUGGAGCUAUAAGAGCAAAAUGUAACAUUUGCCAUUUGGGCCUGGCAUCAGUCAUCUUUUUUUAAACUGUCAAAUGAUCAGAAGUGCUUUUUCUGAAAAUCUGAAGUGCUGCUUUGGAGUAAUUUUUCCUAUAUUUUCAAUUGCAGUGUGAUGUAAUGGACCUCACUCUAUGGCAUUAGCGAGUAUUAGCACAAGUCUGUGUGCCAGCUACAGUAAUAGUAGGUUUCUUUAUAUGGUGCAAUUUGCACUCUUAUACUUAUGUAACUAGUAAAUGUCACAACCUGUAAGAAAUAUAAUCAUUUAGAGAAGAUGCAGAGAUAAGAGGUUGUCCGAUUUGAAUGCCAAGUUAACAUGAACAGACAAAAGCAAGUCUGUAUUAUUUAAAUCUAAAGAUGCAGAUGUGGUCCAUAUUUGUGCAAAUAAAAUAAGUACAUUUUGAUUUAGCCGUGUUUUUUUGUUUAAACAAUCCACUGCCACACAGGCCUGACAGA
Menidia menidia (Atlantic silverside) is the source of this 1329-nucleotide messenger RNA. The record is from the annotation of a GenBank genome assembly. Lineage: Eukaryota; Metazoa; Chordata; Actinopteri; Atheriniformes; Atherinopsidae.